Molecule: messenger RNA, 1347 nt
Organism: Mercurialis annua (annual mercury)
Lineage: Eukaryota; Viridiplantae; Streptophyta; Magnoliopsida; Malpighiales; Euphorbiaceae
Exons: 4
Coding region: 441-1184 (247 amino acids)
Biological process (GO): snRNA export from nucleus
Source: RefSeq, a predicted model, not a curated record
GCUACCUAGCAAUCAGAUCACCAUCAGAUAACUGAUCCGGAAUGUUGAGCUGUUUAACUUGAGGCUCAACCUGCUAAACCAGAGGAAGGAAACAAACAAAUAGGAGAACAUUAAGAUUAAUUUGAUUAGAAACACAAUACUUCACUGGCUUCUGACCUAGUUCCUUCAGAAUUUACAACCUUCUUAGUUUCAGUAUUCGGCUAGACAAGACAACACACAAGACCCAAAAAAGGAGCAGCAGAUUGGCAAGAAAAUCAAGGUCGGUCAUGUAUCUGAACUGAGCCAAUAAGAAAAGAAUUGGGCUUAUCUGAUAAAACGAAAGAGUCCACUAUAAUAACACCUUUAUUUAGUAAACCUAUUCGUUCAUCGUUUAUUCCACUCGAUAAACCCUCAAAAUAGAAGCAAAGCACAAAAAUAAGUGUCUUCUGGGUGUGAUUGUGAUGGAGGGAGGAGAGAGUUUGCUAGAAGCUAUUUACGAAGAUACUGAUAUGUUUGAUGUGGAAGAAGAAGAAGAAGAAGGCGAGAUAGUAGAAGAACACAAUUCACGUAUUGAUUCGGCGAAGAGCUGUAACGGCGAAGAAUUGCCUGUCUGUUUCGAAAAUCGAUCAUCUCCGGUCAAAAAGAAGAAGAAGAAUAAGAAAAAGAGGAAGAGGAGAGGCGGUCCGGGUCGAGAUGUUACUGAUAUCAACAGGUUUGUGUUAGAUAUAUGUAGACGUCUCAAAGAGAAGAAAUCUUACAUGGUUUAUACUGCUGUUGGUUGUUUGGGCAUUUCUAGGCUCACUGAUUUGGUCAAAGAGGUGGAUGUCAUACAGUCUUGCGGAGGGCAGAUAACUGUGGAUGGUGGACGUUACAGAACAGGAGGUGGGAUUUUAUGGAACAUCUUGAAAACAAAAGAACCAAUGGCCUACCAAGAGAUAAUGAAAAAGGCCAAGGAUUUUGAGAAGCAAUUUAAACGACAAAAUAUCAAUCAAGCACCACAGCAAAAAAAGGAGGUUCUGUUUCAAGGAACUGCUUCUUUAUCAUCCGAAGGGUCCCCACCAUCCAGCAUUCCAAAUGACUCUGGUCUUGUACCUCAAAAUCAGGAUGAACAGCCAAAUAUUGAGAGGAAGCACACAUCUGUUCAUGACAGGAUCAGGAUACCUGUUUCAUAUGAUGAUAUACUCGGUGAUGAUGAUCCCAAAUGAUGAUGUUUUUUAAACAUUGAUAUUGACUUGGUUUCACUAUGGAAUGAACUGGUUGAUGAUAUAUUGUUUUGAUUUUUUGCUCUGAAUAGCUAUACACCGAUAUCUCUUAAGGGAUGCAGAGAAUUUCCUUUCAGGAUUUUUUUUAAAUGAAAUUUUACUAUCA